Molecule: messenger RNA, 4114 nt
Organism: Engraulis encrasicolus (European anchovy)
Lineage: Eukaryota; Metazoa; Chordata; Actinopteri; Clupeiformes; Engraulidae
Gene: fhdc4
Product: FH2 domain containing 4
Exons: 12
Coding region: 344-3208 (954 amino acids)
Source: RefSeq, a predicted model, not a curated record
ACUACAGUGCGCCUGCAUACUUAGAGGUAGGGAAGUGCUCUUUCCCCAGUCAGUUUGUGGCUGGUGAUGUGACAAGAAUACACCGUGAAUAGGAAUAACAUCGUUUGGUUAACUUCCACCCGAAACUAGACCUGGUGUAAAGCUGGCCAUCAGCAGGUCUGUCAGUGGACGACAAUCCCAUAGACGUCACAGGAAGUUGGGGAAAGACCUGUCUCUUCACAUUGCCUAGUUAUCUAGUCUGAGUUUAACAGCAGCAGCAACAACAACAAAAUCAGCAACAACCAGGGCCUCUGAGCCCUAUGGAUCUGGACAAAGACCUUGUUUAAUACACUGGUCUGAAUCCAUGGCACCUCCUCCUCCGCCACCUCCUCCUCCACCACCACCACCACCUCCUGGCCCUCCACCUCCUCCUGGUCCUCCUCCUCCUCCUGGUCUUGGUCCUCCAGGAAAUGGCCUCUCCCGCACAGGCUUCACCCGCCGCUCCAAGAUGCGCAAGUUGCACUGGGAGGUCAUUCCCCAGCAUAGCGUGGUGGGCAAGGACAACAUCUGGACUGAGAAGCCCACGCGUACGGACUAUGAACUGGACACCAAGGGCAUGGAGGAGCUGUUCAGCCACAAGGACCAGAGCCCCGCACAGAAGAAGGCCAGCCUUCGCCGCAGUAUUCAUGGGAUGCCAGGAAGCACCCAGGGAACUGAGGUAACCAUCCUGAGCUCCAAGAGGAACAUGAACAUUGGAAUUUUCCUCAAGCAGUUUAAGCGGCCCAUUUUGGAGCUGGUGCGGGAGCUGAGCCAGGGCCGCAGGGAGGGGUUCGGCAGGGGCAAGCUGCGGGAGUUGUGCAAGCUACUUCCAGAGGACGAUGAGGUGAAACAGCUGCGUGCGUAUGAAGGUGAUAUCUCAGUGCUCUCUGAAGCUGACCUCUUCAUGGUUCUCCUCAUAAAAGUUCCUGGCUAUGAGCAAAGGCUCCGGAGCCUGGUGCUGAAAGAGGAGUUUUUCCCCUUCAUGGACGAGCUUAAUACAUCCCUCGACACCAUGACCGCAGCUGGCAAAGAGCUGCUGGAAUGUGCUGAUCUUCACUCCAUCAUCCGCUUGGUGCUGAAGACCGGCAACUACAUGAACGCAGGAGGCUAUGCAGGCAGUGCUGUUGGCUUCCGGAUGACCUCAUUGCUGAAGCUGGUGGACACCAAGGCCAAUAAGCCAGGCAUGAACCUCAUGCACUAUGUGGUCAUGCAAGCCCAGAAGAUUGACAUGGCCUUGCUGAAGUUUCCAGACCAGCUGAAGCACCUGGCUGAUGCAGCACGAAUUCAGAAGCAGGAACUGGAAGCUGAGUUUCAGCGCACGGUAAAGAGGGUUCAGGUCCUGAAGGCUGAUGCGGAGAAGCAACCUGAGCUGAAAGAGCAGACGGAGGAGUUCCUAAAAGAUGCUGAGUCUUGUCUGGCUGAAACGGAGGCGUCUCUUCAGGACCUGAACUCGGUGUCCCAGACGGUGGCCGAGUACUUCUGUGAGGACCCCGCACAGUUCAGGCUGGAGGAGUGCUGCUUCAUCUUCCACUCCUUCUGUGAGCGGUUCCAGAGAGCCCUACAGGAGAACCGCGAUCGCGAGAUGGCGGAGGUGAAGCGCAGGCAACGGGACCGUCUGCAGCAGUGCGCGGCCAAGCGUCGCUCCACGGCCUCCUGCUCCACGCGGGACACCGACCUGGAGGGCGUGGCCCUGGAGAACGUCCUGCAGCGCUUCCUCAGCUCCCGCCGCUCCUCGCGCCGACGCGGAGGCUCCGGCACCGGCACCAGCUCCAGAUCGCACUCCCCUUCCGGGUCCAGCUGUGGAAGCCUGUCGGAGAGCACUCCUACCAGGGAGAAUGGCACGCCUCCGCAAAGGGCAGCCAGCCUUCCUCAUAGGACCACUAAGACUGAAGGAGGAGAAGGAGGUGGUGGUGGUGUUGGAGAAGGAGGAGGAGACAGUGUUGGGAGUGGUGGAGAUGGUGUUGAAAGGGAAGGAGGAGUUGUAGUAGAAGGAGGACAAGGUGGAGUAGGAGGAGGUGGUGAUGAGGAUAAUGGUGGUGGUAAGAAGGACUCUACACCCACUAAAGGAGCUGAGAUGCAGAGGCAACAGAGGAACUCAACGAGAUCUCAGCAUUCUCUGGACAAGGAGAACAUCCCGAAUUCCGAGAAUAUCAGCGCCAUCUCUCCAACACCACCAUCAUCACCACCACCACCAUCAUCACCACCACCACCACGGGAGGAAGAUGGAGGCAAUAAGAUGUCAGAGGAGCAGGAGCAGCAGCAGGAGGACCCGAGCUCCACCCAGAGCCCGCGGUGCUCCACUCCCAUCUCCAGGCGUAGUAGGACCGAGAGCGUGUUCUCCUCCGGCAGCAGCGGCCAGGCCAGCGAGUCGAUGCUCGAGGACAGCAUCGGACGCCACAACAGUGGUGGUAACGUCGACGUCAGCGCGGAUGGGGAGGAUGAGGAGGAGGACCGUGUGGCGCAGGAGGAGGCGGCGGCAAAGAUGCGCGAGGUGGCGCGUAAGGUCCUCCGCUACCAGAACAGCCGCAGCAGCCUGUCGUCCGUCUCGGGCUCAGCUGACGUCCCAUUAGACGCCCAGCGGUCGCCCGGCAGCGGCUGUGGAACUCUACCGGCGUCACCGCGGCAACGCACUGUACUGGACGAACCGGAGACAUCGCAACAGCAGCAGGUGGAUGGUGACAGGGAGGCAGUGGGGUCGUUGCCGGCGGCAACCGCGACUGCAGGACAGGGAGAUGGAGAAGGCCAUCCCAAGGUCAUCCUGAGGCCACACCAGCGCUUCCUGCAGAGCAAGGCCAACGGCAUCGUCCGCCGUCACACGCUCACUCUGCCCACGGUAACCAAAGCAGAGGACAGCGACGAUGACGACGACAUCUGGAUCCCGACGACGGAGGUGAAACGCCCCAGGGCGCCCCCUCUUGGCCUGCUGGGGAAAAUCAAGUCGGCACACUUCUUCUGUGCUGACGCGGCCAACUCUUCCUUCGAGUGUGUGGACACUCCAGUGAAGGACCCUCCUGCCCGGCCCUCUGUGAAGGAGUCGGGGGAGGGGGAGGGGGAUAAACCGGUGUCGGUUCCCUCGCUGAACUUUAACCUGAUGCAGGGGAGCCUGGUGCAGAGACGCAGCGCUGCCGGUAGUUCCUCUGGAUUCAUGGCCUUCUUUAAACGCCUCAGUGAAAGGGCAAAACCUGUUUGAAAACACUAACCUGACUGACCAACUUGUGUGGAAAAAUCUGACCGACGUCAGUGCCUGAAGCCGUUGCUGUGUAUGUGUUUUUUUAUUGUUUUAUUUCAUGUGAGAGAGGCUUCCUCUUCCGUUUUCCUUGUAUUGGUUUAAUUGUUCAGUGAGUCUGGGUGUUCUGCUUUUUUGUUGUCUCCAUUUUUCAGUGACACAUUUUAAGGACUGUGACUAUAUUUUAUUCUCUGUGUUGGAGAUUUAUAUAAUGUAUACAACUUUUGGACGUUUUUUAAAUGGGCUCAGAAUGACUGCGGUUCUCUGUCUGGAAUUCCUGUGAAACACACAUACAUGCUAUGUCCAGAAAUAUCCACUAGGAGGCAGUGCAUAACAUGAAGAGGACCUGACGAUGUAAUGUCUCAUGUUUUUUCUCAUUUUAUCCAUCCAUUUCAGCAGUGAUAACUUAAUUUGUAUUUUAAUUUAUGCAAUACUGUACCAUAGGUUUUCAUUAAAUGUGUGUCUUUAUUUUUAAUCACACAAUACAUUUAGUUGUGAUGACAGCUAUUUCUCUGGUUCUCCUCAAGACUUUCAGAGCUUUCAAGAUUACCAUGAACACCAAAAUAAACCCUCCGAGAAAGGGCAUUUGGCAAGUUUAUUUGGCUGAGGUGAUCAGGCUGAAGUACGUCCAAGGGUCUUAAAUAGGUCAGGGCAACAAUAGCAGUAGUUUCUCUCUGUUCUGCACUGGAGGUAGCUGGCAGGCAUGCAGGGCCGGAUUAAGAUUGCUUGGGGCCUCUAGACUACAGGUUGCUGUGGGCCCCCCAGGGAAGGCAAAUUUUGCAACAAAUUAACAUAGACAGCGUCAUAAUUAUAGGCUAAGAAUUACAGAUAACAUGUCUAUCAACUGAGCUCAACACGACAGAUGAAUUU